Messenger RNA from Colletotrichum higginsianum IMI 349063, 2997 nucleotides. RefSeq names its product DNA ligase. Gene Ontology annotation, cellular component: DNA ligase IV complex. Gene Ontology annotation, biological process: DNA recombination; double-strand break repair via nonhomologous end joining; nucleotide-excision repair, DNA gap filling. Gene Ontology annotation, molecular function: DNA binding; DNA ligase (ATP) activity; ATP binding. NCBI's taxonomy places the organism in Eukaryota, Fungi, Ascomycota, Sordariomycetes, Glomerellales, Glomerellaceae. The record is from RefSeq and is a predicted model, not a curated record. The coding region runs from base 1 to 2997 and encodes 998 amino acids. The transcript is spliced from 2 exons.
AUGAGCCAACGACAGCGACCCCGGUCGCCCAAUGGUGCUGCACAAGAAGAAGAAGAGAAACAAUAUCUCAUCGGCGGCAUGACUCUGGAGGAACUCAAAGAGAAAUAUCCCAACCGCCCGCGUAACCACUCGCAGACGAUGCGGUUUUCCGAGUUGUUUAAGAGUCUCUUCAAUCCUCUCAAUGAGAACAAGAAGCAGCCGGCCGGUCGCGGCCCACCUCGCGCCAAAAAGGGACCCCACGGUCCCACUAAGUUGUCACCUCAAGAGCAGAGGCGACACAUCAUCGAGCGAUUCAUCUCGCGAUGGCGAAACGAUGUGGGGAACGACAUUUACCCAGCGCUGCGAUUGAUACUGCCCGACAAGGACCGAGAUCGUGGCGUCUAUGGCCUGAAAGAGAAUGCUAUAGGAAAGCUUCUCGUUAAGCUAAUGAAGAUUGAUAAGAACUCAGAAGAUGGACACAACCUUCUCCAUUGGAAGCUCCCCGGUCACACCACUGCGUCGCGGAUGGCCGGUGACUUUGCGGGCCGGUGCUUCGAGGUUCUAACCAAGCGACCGAUGCGAAUAGAAGUUGGCGAUAUGACGAUCGCGGAAGUAAACGAGUUGCUGGACAGGCUCGCCGCGUCGACGGGGGAACUUGAGAACCUUGAGGUUUUCGAAAUCUUUUACGAGCGCAUGAAUGCCGAGGAAAUGAUGUGGCUUAUCCGUAUCGUUUUGAAGCAAAUGAAAGUCGGAGCAACCGAGAGGACCUUUCUUGACCUAUGGCAUCCGGAUGGCGAGGCGCUCUUCAGCGUCUCUUCGAGCUUGCGACGGGUUUGCUGGGAAUUGUACGAUCCCCAGGUCCGUCUAGAGCAGGAGGAUACGGGCGUCUGUCUCAUGGAGUGCUUUCAACCACAGCUCGCCCAGUUCCAGAUGCCCUCUUCAUUCCAAAAGAUGGUCGAUUACCUUCGACCAACCGAAGAAGACCCCGAGUUCUGGAUUGAAGAAAAGUUGGACGGCGAACGCAUGCAGCUGCACGUCACGGAAGAUUCGAGUGUUCCGGGAGGACGACGCUUUGGUUUCUGGUCCCGCAAGGCCAAAGAUUAUACGUACCUAUACGGCAACGGCCUUAGGGAUGAGAAGGGGGCCUUAACCCGCCACCUCGGAGACGCUUUUGCGACAGGAGUACGGAACCUCAUCUUGGAUGGAGAGAUGAUCACCUGGGAUCCCGAAGUUGACAAAAUCAUGCCGUUUGGAACCCUCAAGACAGCUGCCUUGGCUGAACAGAACAACCCAUACAACAACUCCGGCCCCCGCCCGCUCUACCGUGUCUUUGACAUUCUGCUACUCAACGACAAGCCGUUGACUCAGUAUACCCUGCGAGAUCGCCGGCAAGCAUUGUCCAAGGCGGUAAAAGGCGUCCACAGGAGGCUGGAGAUCCACGAUUACGAAGUCGCCACGUCGCCGGAUGCCAUCGAGCCGCUGCUCCGCAAAGUUGUCGCCGAGGCAUCGGAAGGACUCGUCCUCAAAAACCCACGAUCAAUGUACAGACUCAACAGCCGCAACGACGACUGGCUCAAGGUGAAGCCAGAAUACAUGUCUGAAUUCGGAGAGUCGUUAGACUGCGUCGUUGUUGGCGGCUACUACGGCUCAGGCCGCAGAGGCGGUGCGCUUUCCAGCUUCAUGUGCGGUCUCCGUGUCAGCGAAAACCAUAUCCAAGCUGGCGCCAACCCGGAGAAGUGCUUCAGCUUCUUCAAAGUGGGUGGUGGCUUCCGAGCCGAAGAUUACGCAGAGAUUCGUCACAGGACGGACGGCAAGUGGAUGCAAUGGGAUCCGAGGAAACCGCCCGUUGAAUUCGUCGAGCUCGCCGGCGGCGACCGGCAAUUCGAGAGGCCUGAUGUCUGGAUCCGCCCUCGCGACUCCGUUGUCUUGGAGGCAAAGGCAGCGAGCAUAGGUAGCUCGGAUCAGUUCUCGCUCGGUUUCACGCUUCGGUUCCCCCGUUUCCGCCGCUUGCGAUCCGACAAGAAUUGGGACGAGGGACUCAGCGUGCAGGAGUUCCUGGAUCUCCGCAAGCGGGUCGAGGAAGAAGCCAAGGAGAAGACGAUGAGUGUCGAGAACCGCAAACGAAAGUCAGUGAAGCGCGCCAAGCGCGAGGUGGUGAUUGCUGGGACGGAGAACAUGCCUGCGCAAUUCGAGGGGCAGAAGUCGAAGCUCUUUGACGGUCUCGAGUUCUGCGUCUUGUCGGAAUCGCUCAGACCAUUCAAGAAGACCAAGGCUCAGCUUGAGACGCUGAUCAAGGAGAACGGUGGACGUGUCUCUCAGCGAGCGAUACCCCGGUCGGAGAUGAUCCUGGUGGCCGACAAAAACGUCAUCAAAGUCGCCAGCUUGGUUAAAGAGGGGCAAAAAGAGGGUGGAGUCGACAUCAUCAAGCCGAAGUGGAUACAGGACUGCCUCGAGCAAGCUGAUGAAUCCUUCUUGCUUCCGUACGAGGAUCGACACCUACAGCAUGCAACAGAAGCGCUGAAAACAGUUGCUCUGCAAAACACGGACAUGUAUGGCGACAGUUACGCCAGGAAUAUCGGUCUCGACGAGCUCCGGGCAAUCUUCAAGAGCAUGCCCAAACGAGAGCCUGACACGGAACCUUUCGAUAAGUCCCAGUUCCUGAAUCAGCUGGAAGAGCGCGGCCAUGGAAUUGGUCAGCUCAAGGGGUUGAUUUUCCGUCGGUGUACUGUGCACUUACACGAGGCAAAUGAAGAGGGAGAGAGAGACGACAUCAACAUGCUCAAGUAUAUGAAUUAUCUCACGUUCGGCGGUGCACGAUUGGCGAGCGGCGCCGACGACGAAGGGGCCACACACAUUGUGCUUAUAGGGACAGGCGAUGGUUGCAAGGAGGCCGCCGAGGACUUGCGCCGGGAAACUAGCAGCCGGCGGAAGAUCCCACACAUCGUCACCAGGCAUUGGGUCGAAGACUGUUGGCGCGAGAAGACGUUGCUGGAUGAGGAGAGGUACAGACGCAUAUGA